CAAUUUGUACGUCACAAGCACACCGACAGGUCCAGCACUCAGCUGACGGUCAGCCUAGCUAGCUAUACAAAGCCCACAAAUUUAACGAGCUCAAAGAAUUCAUACUUCGACCGCAUUACUGGUGUUCGCCUUUAUUUUCAGCGCUUGAUGUCCCAGUCAGCAGCAGCUUCUCUAGUGACCACAGAUCCCACUCUCACCAGUGCUGUCGUCCAGGCCACAGCAGAGUCAUCCACCAGCGACCUCGUUUCUGCUCAUAGUGCCAGUCCCGUAGUAGCGUUCAUAAUCGGUCUAGCGAUCAUUUUACUUGCUUCUAUCCUGAAUGCUGCAGGUCUAAAUAUCACAAAGUUGGAUCAUGUGCGGACGAGCACCAUUCCAAAGUCAGCCCGCAAGCGAGACUGGCUGAGACCGCUAUGGCUCCUGGGCAUGGUUUUAUAUAUUUUAUCUCAGCUCAUCGGGAGCACGCUUGCCUUGGAUUAUAUGAGGGCAGAAUAUGUCGCCCCCCUCGGAUCUACAUCUCUCAUCUUUAAUUUCCUCUUCGCUAGAUUUUUAAUUGGUACACCAGUCACACAAACGGAUAUCUAUGGUACGAUGACCGUAGUACUUGGGGUCAUCGGUAUCGUUGCCUUCGGAGCUAUCAACAGUGGUCUGUCGACGGAAACGGAUGUCAACCAUCUCACAGCUUUAUGGCGACGUGGUGGUUGGCUCGGAUUCUUCUUCUGCAUGUCGGUUGCGCUCAUUCUCGUCCUCAUUUUCACAAAUUCCCUCGAUGAUGUCCUCGCUGCACGGUCAGACCUGGACUCAGAACCCUUUGCGGGUAUGAGCGCACGGAGGUCACCCACCUCGAGCACUACUUACCUCGGAAAAGCCAAGAACAGCUGGAAUGCAUGGAUGUUAUGGGUUAAGGAAAAGUUGGAGAUGUGGACUGCGCCUCAGGAUGAUAAGCAAGUUGCGUGGGUGCUUGGAAUUGGCUGGGCGUGCUGUGGAGGUGGACUUGCUGGAGUGUGUCUGGUUUUUGCUAAAGCCACCGUGAAGUUACUCACUGGAAGCCUCUCGCAUGAAAACCCCGGAAACCAGUUCGGACACGUAGCACCUAUAUUCACAAUCAUUUUGCUCGUGAUCACGGCUGUACUUCAGAUCAUUUGUCUCAACCGUGGACUCAAGGUCUUCGACUCCACUCUCGUCGUCCCAGUCUUCUACGGUGUCUACACUGCAACUGGUUUUCUGGACUCGUUGGUAUUCAAUAACGAAGUUGACGCCUACAAGCCAUGGAUACUCUUCUUGAUCUUCGCCUCCAUAAUGAUUCUCAUAUCUGGUGUGGUCCUCCUGACGCAUAAAAAACCUGAACGAUCAACUCGUGCACCUGCUACCACAACACUAUCUGGCUUGUCGUCUCGCAAGGCUGCUCGGUCAUCUUCCAAGGUCAAUCGUAUAGUCGAGGAGGACGAAGAUGAUGAUGAAGAGCAAGCCUUGAGACAAACAGAAGAAGGUGAGGAGGACCGGGCGGUACUGUGGCAAGUGGGAGAUGAUAGCGAUGACGAAGACGACCAACUCGGUAAGGGGCAUACGCCAAGAGGCGUCCACACAGCUGGCAACACGACCCUUGUUACCGGAGAAGGGUCAAGGUUGAUGCGAAAUGAAGAUGAAGUGGUAUUCGAACCAAGACACGAACACGUUCACUCGAUUUCCUCAGACACAACGCUGGCUCAGAGCCCGGAGGAUCCAUUCCACGACGAUGACGACGAGUUUGGACAGUGGAAAUGAUGGAUACCGUUCAUGAUACAACCUCAUACCCGUUGGACUGCACAUAUAUGCAUUAUGGUUUAUAAUUGCUUCAUAGUAGAUACUUUACUACCGGAACACUACAUUCGCACGCGUCUAAUGUAUACUUGCUUGCUUUGCGACAGGCCU
Messenger RNA from Suillus clintonianus, 1908 nucleotides. RefSeq lists its product as uncharacterized. Bases 148 to 1761 code for a protein of 537 amino acids. Gene Ontology annotation, molecular function: magnesium ion transmembrane transporter activity. The transcript is spliced from 6 exons. Gene Ontology annotation, biological process: magnesium ion transport. The record is from RefSeq and is a predicted model, not a curated record. Gene Ontology annotation, cellular component: membrane. NCBI's taxonomy places the organism in Eukaryota, Fungi, Basidiomycota, Agaricomycetes, Boletales, Suillaceae.